GACUUAGCAUUUAGGUAUUUUUUUAAUUUGUAUGAUUUAUAUUUAUUUGAAAAUGUCAGAUAUGCAAAAUACAACAGAAGAGAAGGCGUUAUGUGAGAUAAAGUUAUAUAUAAAAUUGACAAAUAAAGGAAUGUUUAUCUAUGAUGGAUGGAGUAACGAGAGAUUACUCAAUUUGCUAAAGGAUAAACUUAUGCGACGUCGCAAUAAUAAAUCCUUAUCCGUAUGUACUGAUGCGCAAUGCAAUAAAUUAUUACAUUUUAUUAUGCACAGUGGAAUGUAUAAUGAAUGUAUUUUACUGAAACUAGAAGAAAAAGGCAUGUCACCACAAAGUAUUGUGAAGGCAAUGAAAUAUGGUCUCCUUGGACUUACUUCUGAGGAAUUGAAAUAUUUUGAAGAUUUUGGAGCAAAAAUAAAUGGAGAUAAUACAUGGAUGAAAAAACUUGAUGAUAAAUUUAUUUGGAAUCUGGCUGCUACUGGAUUAACUGAAGAUCAAUGUUGGACUAUUGUCACAUAUGGACUGGUGUCUCAAGAUAAAAGUAUAUUGUAUCGGCUUUUAUCGAGUGGCAUUGAUGUUCCAGGAAUUAUAAACUGGCAGGGAAAAAUUAAGCCAAUUUCAUCAACAACAAUCCGUUUUCUGAAAAAGCUUGGGAUCGAUAAAAACACUUGUAAUUAUGUAGAAGAAAAUGGUAUUGAUGAUGAGGCAGAAGAUAUUCUAAUUGAUCUUGGAUACAAUGAAUAUAAGAAAAAGGAAACCUUGGAAAUAAUCGAGGAAGGAAAAAUCUUUGACACAAUAUCUGAUGAUUCAUUGAAGACAUCUUGUUUUUGUAGUUUAGAUGAAAUGAUUUUUUCAAAUGUUUUUAUCACAAGCAUGCAGUAUAAUCUUACUUCGUGCCCUCGUUAUUUGAAUUUAUUGCCGAAAGAACAAGCCAAUAAAACUCUGACAAGAAAUGAUUAUUUGAAACAAAAUGUGUUGGUGCCACUAUCAUGGGCGAUAAGCAGAGCUCUAAGAUAUUGUCCAUCAGAUCCCAUACAUUACAUAGCCCACCAACUGUUACGUUGGAAGUAUGGAAAUGUCCCACAAAAGGAAAUACAUGAUUUUCAACAAAUUAUCGCUUCCAGUACGAUUCCGAUGAAUCAAGAACUUAUGCAAGAAUGUAAACGUGAAGAAGAAGACGUCAUUAGAUGCUCAAAUAAAGCUACUGCGAAAGAUAUUGUCGUGUGUUCAGAACAACAGAAAUUAUAUCAUAUUAAAGAAAAAUGUUGGAAAUGUACAAAAAUGCCAAUAUAUGAUCGGCUUUUACAUUUAUCAGAAGAAUAUUUCAGUGCAAAAAUUGCACGAGAGUAUUACAUGGAACGGAAUGGAAUGAAUGUCUGA
Molecule: messenger RNA, 1375 nt
Organism: Atta colombica
Lineage: Eukaryota; Metazoa; Arthropoda; Insecta; Hymenoptera; Formicidae
Source: RefSeq, a predicted model, not a curated record